Messenger RNA from Annulohypoxylon maeteangense, 315 nucleotides. RefSeq lists its product as uncharacterized. The record is from RefSeq and is a predicted model, not a curated record. The coding region runs from base 1 to 315 and encodes 104 amino acids. Lineage: Eukaryota; Fungi; Ascomycota; Sordariomycetes; Xylariales; Hypoxylaceae. The transcript has 2 exons.
AUGGUUUGGAAAAGCAAAUCACCUCGGAUUGAGGCUAAGCCGUCAACUUUCAGACAGCUUCUACCUCUCCUGAUCCUCCUCAUUGUCGUUGGCGGCGCCGGGUUCGUUGGUUACCAGAUCUACCUUAGCGUCGCCAAGAUUCGGGAAAGUACCGAGAAGCGCAUGGCCAAGAAGAACGUAAUCUUCACGAAGGAUGGACUCAAAGUUGGCGUUAAGCACGUCGAGCAAGAGCGCUACGUCGACGCGACACAGAGUUGGGUUGUUAAGGCCUGGAAUAUGAGCACUCCCAAUCCACCUGCAGUUAAGAGAAGAUAA